Molecule: messenger RNA, 234 nt
Organism: Bipolaris maydis ATCC 48331
Lineage: Eukaryota; Fungi; Ascomycota; Dothideomycetes; Pleosporales; Pleosporaceae
Source: RefSeq, a predicted model, not a curated record
AUGAAGAUUGCCACCCUCGUACUCCUCUGGGCCACUUCUGCCGCCGCCGGCUGGGAAUGCAGGAAUGAGGGCGAGAAGUUCAGGAGCGACAAGGCCGCGGUUACUAAGCAGCAUACUUCAGAAACAAGCUGGACCUACUGCCCUGAGGAUGCUGGCUGCUGCACGGAUGGAAAUGUGUGGUACACCUGCAAAAACACAUGCCCAGGUGGACGGAACUGCGCUAACGGUUGCUAA